Molecule: messenger RNA, 1870 nt
Organism: Chaetomium fimeti
Lineage: Eukaryota; Fungi; Ascomycota; Sordariomycetes; Sordariales; Chaetomiaceae
Exons: 6
Coding region: 170-1675 (501 amino acids)
Source: RefSeq, a predicted model, not a curated record
ACCACCACCCAUCGCAUCCCCAUAUCUCCCAUCCCGGAAUUCUAGGUCUCUCCUGCCUUCAAGACUGGAAUCACGUUGUGAUCUCAGCCUCUCCACUGGACUCCGUUCCCUCAUCGUCAAGCUAUUUUGCGGUUGGCCCUGCCAACAUAGCCGCAUCCACCUAUCUAUCAUGGCUGCGGUCGCCCCCAUGGAUCUGGUUGUGAGGAACGACCCUGCCUCCAUUCCCCUCCGAUGCACACUCUGUCCCAAGAAGCCCGGCUUUUCAGAUCUCUCCCAUCUUCUUACCCACAUCUCGUCAAAGAGCCACCUCGCCCACCGCUUCAAGGCCGAACUGAAAGCACGCGACGACCGGGUAGCUCUAGAUGAGGUCCGGCAGUAUGAUAAUUGGUGCGAGCAGUAUGGAAUCAACGCUCUUCUUGCGGAACGCAUGGCUGCCAAGGAGCAAAAGAAGACGGGCAGAAGGGGAAGACAAUCAAAUUCAGCUAGCAACAAGUCCGAUGCUGCUGCCAGCCUCGACCAGGACCUAGUGAAGCCCGACCCUGACGAAUACAUCGACCCUCUGGCAGCCGCCGGUCACUGGGCCACGUUACCUGGCCAUUUCCAGGAUGGUCAUCAUGGCCAUUUUGACAACUCGAACUACCCGACCCCGUUUCUGAAGCGUUCUCGGUCCGAUCUCUCGGUUCCCAGCACCCCGGAGAACGACACGCGUGCCAAGUAUUAUCGGAGGUGGCCCUCGGAGGCCGAAACCGCGGACAGUGUCCCUGUUUCCGACCUUCCGUCAGAGAGCACCGAGUUUGACGACGAAAAUGAUGCCAGCAAGUUGAAGGGCGUAAGAUACCCCGGAAUGGGCCUCUUCGACUCGGCAGAUGAGAUUCAGAAGAGGAUGCGCAACCAGCGAAAGGACGAUUCUGUUUUGAAACAGAUGGAGGAGACAUCAUCGGGGAUUGUCCCCAAUGAGUUUGUAUGGGCGGAAGACGGCGAGUUCCAGCGCAUCCGCGAUAUCUACGCUACCCCGUCGAUCGAGGGAAGCCCAGACCGCAAAUUCGAGGACUGCGAUGCUCCAAAGCCAAAACGGGGCCGCCGUUCUGCUGCAGCCGUGGCAUCGGGGACGGUCCGCACGCGAGCCUCGGCUAGACUGACUCGACAGACGACAUCCCGAAGCCGGCGCACCCGACAUGAUGACAAUGUGGAAGUCUCUGGUUCUGUUGAUAGCUAUGACAUCUUCCGUGAUCCGCCGAAGCAUAGUGCCGCCCAGGCCGAGAGCUCACCCAGGGACUCUGGGUUUGAACUCCGCCGCCGUCCUGCCCUUCAGUCCCUGAACUCGAACCUGUCAUUAACAUCGGCAACGCAAAAGCCCACCAAACCCGUCUCGUACGUCUCCGCUCAAGAGUCCAGCACAUCGUUGUUUACGUCUCAACCCCCCUCUUCCACCAGCAACUAUUUUCAGCAGCAAACCAUGGGGGCCGGCACGUUCAACCCCUUAUGCGUACAGGGUAGAGGCGGAUACUACAACCCCUACGGCUUCCCAAGCUUCGGCAACGAGACUAAGCCGCCCGCGACGAACUUUCAGGCAAUCAAUGCCAUGAACUUGGGCAACAUGUCGUUUAAUGCCUUCGGUGGACCUUUCGCUUCAGACUCGGCACAUGGGGGGGUUGACCAAGAAUUUGACCUGUGAUUCGGGAACCGGCAUCGCCGUGUCGUUCAUAGUUGAGAUGGGCCAUUUUUACAUCUCACUGUGUGUGUAAUCUUACGGGAACAAAAGUUGCUACUUGGCUCGGAAGUGCUUGGGCCGAUAGUUAUGACUCAACCGCAAUUUUCUUUUUCCUGCAUCGGCGGAAUGGGAGCGCUUCCGGUGCGAUAUUGGUCGCAA